CCGUCACCCUGUUUUACCGACGAGGAAUGUCACUACAUGCGCGGCAGGCUGCGCGAUUUAUAAAAAUCGUACCAAAUACUAUCCGACACAAAUCCAUACUCGCCCAUUGUAAAAAUGUCAGCUGCAUCCGCGAGCAGCUCCGGUAGUAAAAUGAAAAAUGUGGAAAAUGAUAACAGUAGUAAAACGACAGUUGGCAGUGUAAAAAAGAAAAGUUCUAGUGAUAAAAAUAAAAAGAGCGAGUCUAAUGCAAACAGUACAAUUAUUAAAGUAAAAAGUGUGAUUCCUAAACGACGACAAGAUCUGCUGAAAUGGUACGGAUGGGGCUACAAGGAUUCCAUGUUCAAACUGGACGGAAACACAGCCACUUUUACUGGGAACAGAUACUCAAUAGGAGGGCAUACUCUACCAUACCUGGCACAAUGGGCAAUAGAAAAAUUCGGGAUAGAUCCAUCAAGAGAGCCAAAGAUUCCCGAGCUCCCUACGAAGUUUGCCGAAAGCAGACUUCCAGAAUCUAUUCGAGUGGAAUUAGAGCAGAUUGCUGAAGUGAGCGUCGAUGGCAUGGAUAGAUUAAUCAGAGCUCAUGGGCAGACACUGAAGGAUAUGGCCCAGUUGAGAACGAACAGCUUCCCGAGGAUUCCUGACGCCGUUAUAUGGCCUGAUAGUCAUGAGCAGGUUGAGCAAAUAGUGUCAUGUGCGUCCCGUCACAACUUCGUGAUCAUUCCGUUCGGUGGUGGAACCUCGGUAUCAGGCGCCGUCACCUGUCCCGCCAAGGAGACCAGACCAAUCGUGGUACUGGACACUAGCGACCUUAACUCCAUCUUGUGGCUCGAUAAGGAACAACUGCUGGCUAGAGUACAGGCAGGUAUAGUAGGUCAGGAUUUGGAACGAGAGAUGCGCGCGCGCGGCUUCACAGUCGGUCACGAGCCGGACUCGUACGAGUUCUCCACCCUCGGGGGGUGGGUCGCUACGAGAGCCAGUGGCAUGAAGAAAAACACCUAUGGAAACAUCGAGGACCUCAUUGUGAACACCAAGGUGGUGACCGCUCGUGGUGUGUUCGAGAAGAAUUGUCGCGUGCCCCGCAUGUCGUGCGGGCCCGAGUGGGAACAUGUCAUCAUGGGAUCUGAAGGGUGCUUCGGAGUCGUUACUGAGGUCACAAUAAAAAUCCGUCCGCUGCCCCCUGUAGUGCGCUACGGGUCGCUCGUGUUCCCCGACUGGGAGAGUGGCUUCCACUUCGAGCGAGAAGUCGCGAGGCAACGCCUGCAACCGUCCAGUAUCAGACUUAUGGACAAUGAACAGUUUCGUUUUGGUCAAGCUCUCAAAACUGAGAACACAUGGGGCGGCGUUCUCCUAGACGGCUUGAAACGUCUGUACAUUACGAAGAUCAAGGGCUUCAACCCAGCCAAGCUGUGUGUGGUGACUCUCCUCAUGGAAGGGUCAGCUGAGGAGGUCUCGGAGAGGGAGAGCAAGCUUAACAGUAUCGCCGCCCAGUUCGGUGGCAUACCCGCCGGUGCCACUAAUGGGGAAAAUGGAUAUACACUCACAUUCGUCAUCGCUUAUCUCAGGGACGUGGCUAUAGAAUACGACGUGGUAUCAGAGUCGUUCGAGACAUCAGUACCUUGGGACCGCACCCUCGCGCUCUGUGCCAACGUGAAGCAGCGCAUACGGAACGAGUGCGCCAAGAGAGGCAUCGACAAAUACCUCAUCUCACAUCGACUAACGCAAACGUAUGACGCGGGUUGUUGUAUUUAUUUCUACUUUGGUCACUAUAUUGGCAACUGUGCUGACCCAGUGUCGACAUACGAAGAAAUCGAAGAGGCCGCACGAGACGAGAUCAUUGCCUGUGGUGGAUCAAUAUCACACCACCAUGGGGUUGGGAAAUUGCGUAAGAAAUGGUACGCGGACACAGUCAGCGAGCCCGGACGGCAACUUUUGCUUGCUGCUAAGAAAGCUUUGGAUCCAGACAACAUUUUCGCAUUAGGGAAUAUGGCGUUUGAAGAACACAGCAAUAACUCGGACGUAUCAGUUAAAAGUGUGGAAGGCAAACACAUGGCCUACCCAGGCGUUGGCCCCAAUAAGUCUGAGGAUGAUGAGCAAAUUAAGCACACAUACUACCAGUGGGUGUGCUUUGUGCUACUCGGCCAGUCUGUCAUGUUCUACACACCAAGGUACCUGUGGAAAAUCUGGGAAGGAGGGAGGCUCAAGGCUUUAGCUUCUGAUCUAAGUAGCCCUUUGGUAACCAAGGACUGGUCAGAGUUCCGGCGUGGGGAGCUGGUCUCCUACCUGAGCUACACGAAUAUACACACACACAACAUGUAUGCCCUGCGAUAUGCCUUCUGUGAGAUACUAAACCUUGUCAAUGUGGUUGGCCAAAUAUUCCUGCUGGACAUAUUCCUGGGUGGUGCAUUUCGUAACUACGGCGCAGCUGUGGCGGCGUUCACACACACCCCUCGUGUCCCUGCCAACAUGAUCGACUUUGCGUCUGUUAACCCCAUGGAUCAGUUCUUCCCCAAACUCACCAAAUGUUGGCUCCGUAGUUAUGGUCCUUCAGGCUCCUUGCAGAUCAAAGAUCGUCUCUGUGUUCUUCCACUAAACAUAGUGAAUGAGAAGAUCUUUGUAAUCCUCUGGUUCUGGCUUAUAAUUUUGGCUUUUGUUUCUACUUUAUCUGUUCUGUUUCGUGUCCUUGUGCUUUCUCUUCGCCCUCUCCGCUCACUAAUGAUUGCAGGUCAGCUAAGAUAUGUGAAGAAGAGUACGAUAUCGCGUAUUGUGAAGCGAUUUGGUUAUGGUGACUGGUUCAUACUGUACUUGCUGGGCAAAAAUAUGAACCCUAUAAUUUACAAGGAUUUGAUUGUAGAACUUUCCAAAGAAUUGGAACAUAAGACUGUUAUGGUCUAAGCUCAAUUAUUAUAAAGUGAAAACUUGUGAACUGAAUCUAAAAUUCACCUUUUAAUAACAUCUUAGAUUUACUAGGUUUAGGAAAAAACUCCCAAAUUUCUUCACCUGCUUAUAAGGUUAAUUGACUGGAUAAGUGGUUCACUUGAUAUUCACUUCCAAAACUGUUCACAGUAUUGUAUAAGUAUACAACUAAGAAAAAGUGCCUUUAUUAAUAAUUAUUAUUAAUGGCUAAUAAACAAUUGUUUAAUAUCUUGUUAAUUUGUGAUUAAUGAAAACAUUAUCUUUCUUAUGGAAAGAAGUUGAUCUAUGUAAUUGCAUAUUUUUUAUUUUGCUUCAGUAAUUUAUGAGAAAAGAAAAAAAAGUUUAAUUAUUUUUGUUGCAUAAUUUUUGUUUGUUCAUGACACUAGACGAAAUUGUUAAGUUUUGUAUUGAUUAUAAACUUACAUUAUUAUUACAAUUACAGAGUAGUUUUCUUUAGGAUUCAAUUAUAGAAAUACUCUUUAAAAUUAUUAUUAUUCUUCUAGUAGAAAUGCCAAUAAUUACAGAAUACAAUUUAUGUAUCUCUUCCUUUGUAAGAUGAUAAUUAUUAUUAAAAUGUGUUAUUAUACAUGGUGGUUUUAUUUGUUUGGUUGUAAAUAUCCUAAACAUUUUUGCUAUAGUAAUGUGAAUAUUAUUGAGCACAAUAAAUAAAUAACAGCAAUUUAUCACUUGGUUAGCAAUACAUUUAUUGAAGAAAACAAGUUUUGGGACUGAAUAGGUAAUAUUAGUAUCAGUCUAGAUAUAUUGCUCCAAUUUCAAAUGUGAAAAGUUUAUAAAAAAUGGUUUCUUGACACCGAAGAAAAAGCAUUACUAAAAUUAAGUUUACUGACUACAAUCUCACUUAUCCUGAGCAUCCUCUGCAUCCACAGUGAACACACUCAACUAUUCUGCCUUCUUCUAACUUGCUUUUAGGGACCCUACAUAUGCAGUUAGUGGCAAAGUUAGUGUCUCUGGUCUGAAUACACCGCAAACAACAUAAGUUUUCAUAACCAGUCUUCUUCCACUUUGCUAUGAGAUUGGCAUCCGCUAUUUUCUCAUCCAAACAGUACUGGUACAGCUCUCUGCUGAUAGCUUUGCGUCUAUAGAACAAGUCAUAGAUGUAACGCGACUUUUGAUGGUGAAUUUUAAAAAUUGGCCACAGUGACUCCUGCUUGCGUUUGCCUUCAUGUGGUUCAGUUUCGGCUGCAAAGCAAUAUUGUUUUUUAA
Molecule: messenger RNA, 4137 nt
Organism: Spodoptera exigua (beet armyworm)
Lineage: Eukaryota; Metazoa; Arthropoda; Insecta; Lepidoptera; Noctuidae
Source: the annotation of a GenBank genome assembly